This is a messenger RNA of Annulohypoxylon truncatum, 415 nucleotides long. RefSeq lists its product as uncharacterized. The transcript has a single exon. Bases 152 to 373 code for a protein of 73 amino acids. The record is from RefSeq and is a predicted model, not a curated record. NCBI's taxonomy places the organism in Eukaryota, Fungi, Ascomycota, Sordariomycetes, Xylariales, Hypoxylaceae.
AAGGGCGGAACUAGGUUAAUGACUGCAUGUCAUACACAUGUACACACUAUAGCGAAAAGAGACUGAUGCGGGUGUCGUCUACUUGGGAUGACGACGGGAUGUGCCGUGGGAUUACCGUCGAGGGGGAUUUGUGUUAGGUACCCUAUACCCUAUGCUAAUGCUGUGCACCUCUCCAGCCCUAUACUCCAUUAUCUUCUGUCUCACCGUCUAUCUACAGAGCUAUUUUCCCAAGUCCCAAGGUUACCUUCACUCCUGCCUGCCGCGGACCCGUAGGGCAGAUUGUGACACGAACAAAAACACCCAGCAGAGCAACGUAGCAGCGCUAUCCGUAAGAGUGUCGCUAAUGGAAACCAUCUUGGCGGGGAAUAUGUAACAUUUACGUGCAUACAAAAAAUGUCUAAGUUUGGGGGCGGGC